Pundamilia nyererei is the source of this 1450-nucleotide messenger RNA. RefSeq names its product G-protein coupled bile acid receptor 1. The transcript has a single exon. Gene Ontology annotation, cellular component: membrane. NCBI's taxonomy places the organism in Eukaryota, Metazoa, Chordata, Actinopteri, Cichliformes, Cichlidae. The coding region runs from base 307 to 1332 and encodes 341 amino acids. The record is from RefSeq and is a predicted model, not a curated record. Gene Ontology annotation, molecular function: G protein-coupled receptor activity. Gene Ontology annotation, biological process: G protein-coupled receptor signaling pathway.
AUGAGAGGAAGUUGAAGGAAGUCACCUACAAUCGGUCAAUCUGGGAACUGUUAGCUAGUUUGACUAAACCUCAUGGGGCAAACUCUCAGUGUGAAUUAAGCUUAAAAUGCUAACUUGCUGAUAUAUGAUAAGAGGUGGUUUUGACAUUGGUCUCCUAGUGGACUGUUUAAUUGAAAGCAAUCCAGUCCUGCUUACACAAGACUGGUCAGUGGUAUUCAAACUACGAGCAGCUUAUACCGAAAAUCUUUUCCCCUGCUGACAGAGUCUGCAUAUUCAUAUGCAGAUAUCUGUUUAUAAAGACUAACGAUGGACUCUGACGACUCCUAUGUUCUGCUCUCUGAAGAGCAACUCAUCUACAUCAUCACCAUUCCCCUGUCGACCUCCAUCAUCCUGGCCAACCUCGUCAUCAUCUUGGGCAUCUCCUGGAACCGCCAACUCCACAACACGCCCAACUACUUCUUCCUCAGCCUGUUAGUAGCCGACUUGUGUACGGGCGUGGCUCUGCCGUUCAUACCGCUGAUGGGUCUAAACAGGCAUUUAAGUUUUAGCUCCUGUCUGGUGGCUCACGUGUUCCCAAAUUUCCUCUUCUUGGCGUUCCUCUUCAACCUGGUAAUGGUUCACUAUGAGCGCUACAUAUGCAUUAUUGACCCCUUGCAUUACAGUAACCUGUGGAUGCAUCGCAGUUUUCCCUUAACGCUGCUUGUGGUGUGGACUCCGGCACUUUUGUAUGCAUCUCUACCUGCCUUUGGCUGGAAUAACUGGACAGGGUCCGAUUUUAACAGUUGCUGCGAAAGUACCCAAAAUUUAACGGCAUUUUCAAACUGCUUAGCAAAUACAACCAGCUGUUGCUCGUACAGGAGGGUGUUCCCCAAUGCAUUUAUCUUCCUGGAGGUGUAUGGACUUGUUUUACCUGCUAUUCUGGCCAUCGCCGCCAUGACCGGCCAUGUUUUGUGGAUCACCCGAGGCCAGCUGAAGGACAUAUGCCGCCUCCAUCGUUCGGUGGAGCGAGGAAGUCAGGCCUCUGACCAGGAGCAAAAGCUGAACCUGCGGUACACGCGCUGCGUGGUAGCAGUGUCGCUGACUUUUCUCGCCUGCUGGGUUCCCUACCUCAUUUACAUGCAUGUCUCCAUAGCACUGGUGGUCAGCGACCCCAAGCGGAGUUCUACCACUCACAUUGUGCUGUCCUGCACUGGUAUUGGAAGCAUGGCUGUAGUGCCGAUUGUGCUGGGCUUGGCCAACAGGCAAUACACAGAACCUGCGUUAAAACUUCUCCAGAAACUCAGAGACAGGUGGAGGCCAAGGACACAGGCAUCAGAGGAAGCCACAGUCUGAAAUGAUACUGGUUUAUCUAAAUAUUUAUGAAUAUAUUCUACAGAAAGCUGAAAGAGAAAUAAGAAAUAUGGCUCUACAGCAGAAAACCCCCCCACAUCUACUAGAGGGCGAUCGUGGC